AACCCACCCAGCACGGCCAACUGCCUCCAAGGCAGCCGUGGGGGAGCACAGGUGUGGGAGGGAGAGUGUGGGCUGGUGAGAUGCAAAGACUCUGAGAGGGCCCAGGGGUUCGAGUGCGGGUGUGGAGGGGCCGGUCAGCUAGGCAGGGGGACCCUCCGGGACUCUGGUCUCUUCUUCCCUCCCAGGCACCUUCCUCAGACCCUCCCUCAGGGCUGAGCCCUCCUCUGUGGUCCCCCAGGGAACCCCUGUGCGGCUGUGGUGUCGGGGGUCUCCCACAGCUCAUCUCUUCACUUUGAGGAAGGCAGGACCCGGCGGGUACGCGGACAUAUACGUGGUCAUUCCUCCAGACUCUGGAAUGGAGGCCGAGUUCCUCCUCUCGUCUGUCACGGCCAGCGAUGGGGGGCUUUAUAAGUGCUGCUAUAGGAGCCCAUCGGGCGGCUCCGAGGACAGUGAGCCCCUGCAGCUGGUGGUGACAGGUGAGAGCAGGCAGGCGGCCAGAGGCGGCGGCGACUCCUCGGUCCUCCCUGCCUCCCCUCCCUCGCGUGCUUCCUCUGGGGCUGCUUCCCCCUCGGGAGGCGGGAGAGCCGGCUCUGAUCUCAGGGGACCGGCACGCGGUGGCUCCCUGGGGCUGGGGCGGGCGGCGGCUCUCCUCGUGUCUGCCCCGCUCCGAGCCAAGAGAAGGGCGCGGCACUGGCCUGGGCACAGGGAGGGCAGGGAGGCUCUCCGCCGUGACCCAGCGUCUCCUUCCCCAGGCCGAUUCGGCAAACCCUCCUUGUGGGCACUGCCCAGCCCUGAGGAGGCCUCGGGGCACGAGGUGACGCUCCAGUGUCAGUCGGAGCAGCGGCACGACAGGGCGGUUCUGUACAAGGACGGAGGCCCGGUGGCCUUCGGCGUGGCCCGGAGGCGGGAAACGGGGUCUCAGACCAACUUCUCCCUCCCCGCCGGCUCCGCGGCCCGCGGAGGGACUUACAGCUGCUACAGCUUCCACAGCGGCUCUCCCUAUGAGUGGUCAGCCCCCAGCGAGCCCCUGGCGCUCGGGCUCAUGGGCUCCUACACUGUGCUCAGUGCUGCAGAUACACAGAAGGGCAGAAAUCCUGGUUCCCAGGAACCCCCAGGUGCUGCCUCCCAGGAUUACACUGUGGGCAACGUGAUCCGCCUCAGUCUGGCUGGCCUGGUGCUCCUCCUCCUGGGUGUCCUGCUGGCUGAAGCCUGGACCAGCCGGAGGGGACCCUGAGAAACCCCCCUGGGGAGACCCUGUCUAAGCAGCCAGUCUAGAUAGACAGGAAGGCAGAGCUGGAGUUCAGGGAAUGCUGACCCCCAGCAGUCACCAGUCUGGAGGAAAUGGCUCUGCCAACACCAGAGGGGUCACCCCGGCCCCUGGCACCUGGUCCGGCCUCCCUUCCUCCCUUGGGCUUCUGCUUUGUCUCCCUCCCCCUGACUCACAGGCUUGCCCCGACCCUCUGCCCACCCUGCCACCAGGGAGGAGAACAGCCAGGACAGCUGAAAGCAGAGAGGACUGUGCAGGCAGAGACCAGGACAGCUCCUGGCCCAGGGACUGCCUCACUUUCCUCUUCACAGCCCCUGAGGUCACUCUAGAGAGUGUGGUGGGGGAGGGGGCAUGGCAAGCCCUGGCCAAUGAGGGCUCACUCCUUGGAACCCUUUCAGGGGCUCUGAGGCUGUUCAUCCAUGUGGAGGCCAUACUUGGUCAGCACACAAGGUCUGGAUCUCCACUUUGUGCCAAUGUCCUGAGACGUCUCUUCUCUACUCCUGUCCUGGCCAGCCCCUGCUCCCUUCUGGGAGUCCUUGGGGAGCUCUUAGGGCACCCUAUCCAGGAUGGCUUUGCUCAGGGCAAUCAUGGUCAGUCUGGAACUGGCCAGCCCUGAAACCCUGCUUGAGCAGAUGAAGGAAGUUGGACAAGGAGAUGUAUGGAUUGAGAGGAGGAGACUGAGUCAGACUAGUUCCAAGUGCUUGAGAUAGUCUGAUCCCUGGGACACUGGUCCAUUGUCUUUUCUCUGGACCCUCAUAAGAAAGGAUGAUCAAGGGGGCAGCUGGGUGGCUCAGUGGAUGGAAAGCCAGGCCUAAAGAUGGAAUGUCCUAGGUUCAAAUCUGGCCUCAGACAUUUCCCAGCUGUGUGACCCUGGCCAAGUCACUUGACACCCCCUCCCCCCCAUUGCCUAGCCCUUACCACUCUUCUGCCUUGGAACCAAUACACAGUAUUGAUUCCAAGACAGAAGGUAAGGGAAAGGAGGGAGGGAGAGAGGAAGGGAGGGAGGGAGAGA
Molecule: messenger RNA, 2279 nt
Organism: Monodelphis domestica (gray short-tailed opossum)
Lineage: Eukaryota; Metazoa; Chordata; Mammalia; Didelphimorphia; Didelphidae
Product: platelet glycoprotein VI-like
Biological process (GO): immune response-regulating signaling pathway
Cellular component (GO): plasma membrane
Source: RefSeq, a predicted model, not a curated record